Molecule: messenger RNA, 2668 nt
Organism: Cololabis saira (Pacific saury)
Lineage: Eukaryota; Metazoa; Chordata; Actinopteri; Beloniformes; Belonidae
Product: tumor necrosis factor receptor superfamily member 21-like
Exons: 5
Coding region: 1-954 (317 amino acids)
Biological process (GO): negative regulation of B cell proliferation; signal transduction; negative regulation of T cell proliferation
Molecular function (GO): protein binding
Source: RefSeq, a predicted model, not a curated record
AUGAGUCAGCAUUCGUGUUUGCAGCCGAAUGUCGGUCAAGCCGCGCAGCUGAUGAGGAAGCGGAGAGCGCCGAAGGAUGAACCGGGUGUGGACAACGGAGGGAUGGGUUGGCGAUCCUCUUCCCCGGAGAGGGACGUAAACUUUGACAAAAACUCCCUUCCAGGUCCCCAGACACCGAAGCACCUCGGGGUGGACAUCCUGAAGCUGGUGGCGGCCCAGGUGGGCACCCAGUGGAUCGACAUCUACCAGUCCCUGGCCAACGCCACGGAGCGCGAGGUGGCCGCCUUCUCCAACGGCUACUCGUCGGACCACGAGCGGGCGUACGCCGCGCUGCAGCACUGGACCAUCCGGGACAGCGACGCCAACCUGGCCAAGCUCAUCAACGCCCUGCACCGGCAGCGCCGCAUCGACGUGGUGGAGAAGAUCCGCUACGUCAUGGAGGACAACCCGCAGUUUGACAUCAACCAGCUGAUGACCUCAGUGAAUGUAAGCCAUAGCCUCAGCCCCAUCCACAAGCCGCUGGAUUCCCCCGUCAGCGUGGGCAGCAGCAGCGGCGGCAGCAGCAACGGGAGCGUGGGCCGAGCCGCGGGGCCGGCCAUGGAGCAGUCGCCGCUGGACCGAACCAAGGGCUUCUUCCCCGACGAAUCCGAGCCCCUCCUCCGCUGCGACUCCACCUCCAGCAAAGACUCCGCCCUCAGCAGGAACGGCUCCUUCAUUACCAAAGAAAAGAAAGACACGGUGCUCCGGCAGGUGCGUCUGGACCCGUGCGACCUGCAGCCCAUCUUUGACGACAUGCUGCACAUCCUGAACCCGGAAGAGCUGCACAUCCUGGAGGAGAUCCCGGCCCCCGAGGACAAGCUGGACCGACUGUUCGAGAUCGCCGGGGUGAAGAGUCAGGAAGCCAGCCAGACGCUGCUGGACUCGGUCUACAGCCACCUCCCCGACCUGUUGUAGUAGAGGAACCGGGAAGAAAUUCAAAAAAAAGGAAUGUAGAAGUCGGACGGAUGGGUAACUUUGAUGAGGUCUUGUUGAGAUCGAGAUUGUAUGCGAUAGCGUUUGACUCGUCAUGCUACUACGUAACAUGAUUCCAGCUGGUUGUAUUUACUUUAUAUCUACUCCGAGGGGAUGAGUCUGUCGAAUCUUAACUGCUACUUUACACCUUCUUCUCUCGUCUUGUGUCCACUCCUUCGAACCAUCCCAUCCUCUACCACGUUACAAGCUCAACACUCAGCGUAACUAAAGUACUGUGACCUUAAGCUUGAGGCUCAAACUAAUUUAGAAAAGUUGGGGUUAAAAAAAAGGAGAUGAGGACGCAUCGUCUCCACACGAAUAGCACUUUAUGUAUCCUAACGGGCCAAUGCCUUUGUUGUUUUGAAGGAUAAUACCGGUGUUUUUUUGUUGUUUGUGCCAAUCGUUCAGGCUUCCCUCGCCGUCGACGUGGUUUCAGAAAUACGUGGUUGCAUGAGAGGAAACGACACUAAAGACGGUGGUAAAUAAGCUAUAACUCUAAAUGACACUGGUAUUAUUCUUUGAUUUUAAGACAUUCUCAGACGUGCUUGCCCAGGUGUGGACUGAUCCAGAAGUCAUGUGCCUGAACUCGUUUUUUUUCUUGUUUUUUUUUUUUUUUUUCCCUUUCCGCCUGAACCCGAGUUAGCUGUAAUCACCAGCGGGUGGUGUCACAAUCAUCCAGGACUGGACGGAUACUUAGCUCGUAUGAUUUUACGAUGAAAGGCUUUGCUUUAAACUGUUUUUUUGACUCGAGUGAGAACGUAACCGGCUACCGCGCACAGAUAGCUUAUUUGCCUCAACAGAUGUAGCGUUGAUGAAGUGUUUCCUCGUACAUUUUGGAGCUUGGCGUUGGUUGAGCUGACGGCUGCGACGGCCCCCGUGUGGCCGCCUGAGGAACUGCCGCAUCCUGGUGGAAACCGGAUUAAUGAUGCACUAAUUCUGUUUCCUGUUGGAGAGAUAAAUGCUACUUUUUUUUUAUUUCUUUCUUUUUCUUACCCUGAAAUGCUGUUAACAAACUUUUGGUUAGGUUGUAGCGUUUUUUUUCCAUAUUUAGUUGGUUGUAUUAUGUUACCGUUGCAACUGUUUUUCCGUCAUGGGCAUUCAGAUUUCCUUUAACCCCGCUGGAACCCGGUCGGGAUGUAAGAUAUGCAGACUCCAUACUCUACUUGAAGUGUGUUACUUGAUUUAAACGAGCAAGAUAAUGUAGUCGAUCACUACCUUCCACAUUCAGCUUUCUGAAAAGAAUUUAAAAAAACACACAAAAAAAACAUGAAAACCACCAAAAAAAACGUCCAGGAUGCAGGGAGAGGAGUUUCACGGCGAGAGCAGCUAAUGGCGACCUCCUCCCCGGGUCGGCCGGUGUCGGGAGUUGCUCCGGUGCUGGACGUGUCUCACCGGUCGGCCCGACUCUAACGAGGUCAGAACCAGGACUGAUGGUUCCAGUGAAGGUGGUGCUGCCGACGGCGGCGACGUCGACGAGGACGUGGGAACUUCCUCUCCGCUGCAUCACGGACACUCGGGCUGCAGGAUGUCAGGUUUUUAUUUUGUGCAAGGAUCAGGGUAAGAUGUUAAAUGCACAUGUUGCUUGAGUGGAUGAUUUCAUGAAAUUUCACACAUGUAACCAGUAUGUUUACUAUGUAACCUCUUAAAAAUCAUCAAA